AAUACAAUUACACAACUUGCCAAAACUCUACUCUUGUUUCUUGAUUUCUUCUUCUUCCUUUAAUCUGUAAUUAUUGUCACUCAAUAAUUUUAAGUUUAAGUUUAGGUACUUUUCUGGUCUUCUACAAAGAUCAAAUGUCUGCUGCAAUUACUCUGAGACCAACCCACUCUCUCAAGAACAAUCCCCCAAUCUUUCUGAUUGGAGUUGUAGAAGUGUAGUUUGUUGCUUUCAAAUGUUAGGGGAAGGGGAAAAAGAUUGGUCAUCGGUUGGGAACCGGAAAAGUUUUUCACGGUCAGUAUCCUGGACUGGCCGGUCACCCUCACAUUCUAGUUCCAAAUCACAAUGGAACAGCAAGGCUCGAGCUUGUUUGCCUCCCCUUCAGCCUCUCUCUAUUUCUAGACCGAACGUUGAGGAGUGGCCAAAGCCUGGUUCAGAUGAUCUUGGCAUAUGGAAUAGUCCUCCUACUCCUGGUGUUAGACCUGGAUCAAUCACUCCCCGUGAAAACUCAUAUUCGGGGCAGCCUCCAAAAGAAUUUGAGUUCAAGAAAGACAAGCUUGCAUAUUUCAACAAGGAGUGUUCAAGGAUUGUAGAUUAUGUAUAUCUAGGAAGCGACACGGUGGCAAAGGAUCGUGAAGUUCUCCGUCAGAAUGGGAUUACUCAUGUGCUGAAUUGUGUUGGAUUUCUUUGCCCAGAGUAUUUCAAAAAUGAUCUGGUAUACAAGACAUUAUGGCUACAGGACAGCCCAUCUGAGGAUAUAACAAGUAUCCUUUAUGAUGUAUUUGAUUACUUUGAAGAUGUUCGAGAACAAGGUGGCCGAGUCUUUGUCCAUUGUUGCCAGGGGGUUUCCCGAUCUACCUCUUUGGUCAUUGCUUAUCUUAUGUGGAAAGAGGGGCACAGUUUUGAAGAAGCAUUCCAGCAUGUUAAGGCUGCGCGAGGAGUUACAAACCCCAAUAUGGGAUUUGCUUGCCAACUUUUGCAAUGCCAAAAAAGGGUACAUGCUAUGCCUGCAAGCCCAAGUUCAUUGCUAAGGAUGUACCGGGUGGCGCCUCACUCACCAUAUGAUCCCCUUCAUCUGGUAGCCAAAUUGUUAAGUGAGCCAGGAGCAAAAGGGCUUGAUUCUCGUGGAGCAUUCAUUGUUCAUGUCCCUUUAGCUUUAUAUGUAUGGAUUGGAAAGCACUGUGUGUUGGUGAUGUCUGAUGCAGCCAGGGCAGCUGCCGAUCAGGUUAUCCAUUAUGAAAGAGCAAGGGGUCCAAUUUUAAUUAUCAAAGAAGAUGAGGAGCCAUCUGAAUUCUGGGAUGCUCUUGGGAAGGAGAGAGAAGCUGAAACUGUGGAAGCCUUGUCUGACGGGAGCUCCAUUGUUGUGGCUCCAAUUCGUCCACAUAUCACUGGGCGCGCUGUUCAAGAAUAUAAUUUAGAUUUUGAAAUUUUUCACAAAGCACUUGCUGGUGGAGUGGUGCCUGCUUUUCCUUUGUCAGGGAAUGGAUCUGAGACCCAUCUUCCUGCUCGUGUAAACGGCUGGAGCAGAUUGAGAAAGAAAUUUGCCAGUGGAAUUAUGAAAGAACUUAUCACAUCAUCCAAAUUAAAUGGUGACCGGCCCCAAACAAACCAUGGAUGUGGUGAUGUUGAGACUUUGGAAGAAGUUGAACACGUCCUCUCACCUACAGAUCCUUCGUCUCCUUCAAGUUAUCAGUGUGAUUCACCAGAUUCUUUUGCUUCUUAUGCAACAAACAGCCCAAGUUGGAUAAAGGAUUCUUGUACAGAAGUGAAUUACGCAACUCCUCUAACUGAUCCUUCACUAUCUCGAACCCCUUCCUUCAGUUCCUUGGAUUCUUUUCCUAGUCCUCAUGUUAGUCGACCAAAGUCUGAUACUACAUCACCCUUGCUCUCACCUUCAACUUCUGACUACUCCAGUUCUUUUACCUUCUCACCCUCAUCUUCUAACUGGUCUGAUCUGUCCUAUCUGUCUGCUCAGCCAUCACCUUCAGUAUCGGAAUCUAAAGAUUUAAAUUCUGGUAAAAAUGCACACUUGGAGGAAGGUGCACCUCUCCUCUGUGAAGGAAAUUCUCCACCAGAAGAUAAUUCUUCUUCUGCUCAUGCUUGGCAGAUGGCGAACACUUGUUCUCCAUGUAGAGGGAGGUCCCUUUCUUUAGCAGAGCGAAGAGGCAACAAUCCUCCUCCUCGGAUGAUGUUACCUUCAGUCGAUGAAACAUCCCAAGUUCCAGUCAACUUGAUGAGAUCGUGGUCAUUUGCUCUUCCUGACCUUGAAGAUGAAAUGAUGAAUGAUGUCGAUUUUAACAAACACUCUCAAGAAAGUUCUUUGGAAAUGAAUACUGAAGAGUUAGUAUUGGACAGUGAUACUUUCAUGGCAGACAAUGAAAUUUCUAAUGCAGUCAAAGAUGAACAUUUUGGGACUUGUCGUCUUCCACCUGAUGCUGUACAAGAUACUGCUACUGAAGUAACUAACUUAGUUCUUUAUCAGUGGCCUUCUAUGCAUGAAGUGGAAAUGCAUUAUGGCAUCCUUGAUUCGAGAUCUGUGUAUAUCAUGUUUGUUCAAGACACGAAUUUGGGCACCCAAGAUGAUUAUGUUUUGUACGUGUGGGUAGGGCGUGAAGCAUCACAGAAGGGAGGGAAAACUAGGAAGAAUAGCACAUUUGAGGAUGGAUGCAUCAAGUGGGAGACAAUUGGGCGUGAUUUUCUUCUUCAGAAGGGUUUAGCUACAAGCUCUGUUGUUCAGAUAGUCAAAGAAGGUGAGGAACCAGAGCUGCUUUUGAAGCAUUUUCCCUGUUUCUCAUUCCAGAACACAUUGGAUGAUGGGAAUUAAGUAGGAGAAAGGAGCCAACAGUUUUUCUAAGUCUAGUUCCUGAAUUUCAGCAUCCGCCAUAUUGCGAGGGACCUGCAACUGAAUACAGGUCUCGUAAGUUAAUUGGGAUCCCAGGCAGUAGAGUUAUCUUUCCGCUUGUGCGAUGUAAGGUGCGGAACAUUCCUGGGAUCAUGUACAGGUGACCAGUUGCGAUAAAAUCCAGAAGUAUGUAAGUUUCUUUGGAAUAAGUUAAAAACUACAGUCAUUUUCUUUAGUAACUUCAUUCAGCUAUAAUUGGUUACAUCCAACCUCAAAAGGUGUUGGUCUUUAGUCUGAAUAUGAAGACGAUCUUUGCUGACUUGCACAAGUUUCGCCGGCUUUGAAUUUGAUGCUGGGGAAAACUCUGCUUGCGGAGAUUUAGGUCAUGCAGUGAGGCAAAAUUAAGUGAUUCUCUUUCCUUCUUAUACAAGCUAUACUCCUGUAAUUUUUGUAUAAAACAUAGUGAAAAGAAUCUUAUAGAAACACUCUGCAGGUUUGGAUGUUAUCCAUGCUUUCUGUCAUUUCGAAGAA
Messenger RNA from Coffea eugenioides, 3370 nucleotides. RefSeq names its product protein-tyrosine-phosphatase MKP1-like. Lineage: Eukaryota; Viridiplantae; Streptophyta; Magnoliopsida; Gentianales; Rubiaceae. The transcript has 3 exons. Gene Ontology annotation, molecular function: protein tyrosine/serine/threonine phosphatase activity; actin filament binding. The record is from RefSeq and is a predicted model, not a curated record. Gene Ontology annotation, biological process: protein dephosphorylation. Bases 233 to 2821 code for a protein of 862 amino acids.